Messenger RNA from Monopterus albus (swamp eel), 2570 nucleotides. RefSeq names its product EH-domain containing 1a (gene ehd1a). The transcript has 6 exons. Gene Ontology annotation, biological process: endosomal transport; endocytosis. Gene Ontology annotation, cellular component: plasma membrane; cytoplasm. Lineage: Eukaryota; Metazoa; Chordata; Actinopteri; Synbranchiformes; Synbranchidae. Bases 396 to 1994 code for a protein of 532 amino acids. Gene Ontology annotation, molecular function: protein binding; calcium ion binding; GTP binding. The record is from RefSeq and is a predicted model, not a curated record.
CCCCCACCUUUGGUGGGGUUCAGCAAUUGACAGCCGGUUGUUAGUCGACGUAGCUAAUCGCUAAUAGGAGUAGUGGUGGCUUUAUUCUCACAGCUGUGUCGCAUUAAAUUAUAUAUAUAUCCUACCUGAGGCUAGAUAUUUAUGUCGUAGUGUUGCUGGCUAUCUUACAUUAGCCAACGUCAGCUGAAAAGGGAGUCCUCCCUGAAUGUCUUAACUCGCAGCGUGUUGGUAGCUAGCGAAGAGGAGGGUGGGGACAAAAACUUCCAAGACCUCGCCCAGUCGUUGCUUCUUUCCAGCAGGCAGCUACUAUCUUGACGGUGUGAGAGAACCACACCUCUAAGCCAACCGGUUAUUUAAGCGGAGAGUGACAAAACGGUGUCAAUUCAUCAGCAAGUAUGUUCAGAAAAAACUUAAAGAAGGACCCCGAGCUGUUUCAGAACGUGUCGGAGGGGCUGCGGCGGCUCUACCGGACCAAACUGUUCCCGUUGGAGGACACGUAUCGAUUCCACGACUUCCACUCCCCUGCACUCGAAGAUGCCGACUUCGAUAACAAGCCCAUGGUACUCCUGGUGGGUCAGUACUCUACCGGCAAGACCACCUUCAUCCGACACCUCAUGGAGCAGGAUUUCCCCGGUAUGCGGAUUGGUCCCGAGCCGACCACAGACUCUUUCAUUGCUGUGAUGCAUGGCGAACAGGAAGGGGUGAUACCGGGUAAUGCGCUGGUAGUCGACCCAAAGAAGCCCUUCCGCAAACUCAACGCUUUUGGCAACGCGUUCCUCAACAGGUUCAUGUGUGCCCAGUUGCCUAACCCUGUCCUGGAGAGCAUCAGUAUCAUCGAUACUCCUGGAAUCCUGUCAGGGGAGAAACAGAGGAUAAGCAGAGGUUAUGAUUUUGCUGCAGUGCUGGAGUGGUUUGCCGAACGCGUGGACCGCAUCAUCCUCCUGUUUGAUGCCCACAAGCUUGACAUCUCUGAUGAGUUCUCCGAGGUGAUCCGAGCGCUCAAGAACCACGAGGACAAAAUGCGCGUAGUGCUGAACAAGGCGGACCAGAUCAGCACUCAGCAGCUGAUGAGGGUCUAUGGAGCGCUGAUGUGGUCUCUGGGAAAAAUCAUCAACACGCCUGAGGUGGUGCGUGUGUACAUUGGAUCCUUCUGGGCCCAGCCCCUGUUGGUGCCAGAUAACAGGAAGUUGUUUGAGGCAGAGGAGCAGGACCUAUUCAUGGACAUCCAGUCUUUGCCACGAAACGCAGCACUACGCAAACUCAAUGACCUCAUCAAGCGUGCACGCCUUGCCAAGGUACAUGCCUACAUCAUCAGCUCUCUGAAAAAGGAGAUGCCAAGUGUGUUUGGAAAGGACACCAAGAAGAAGGAGCUGAUAGCCAGUCUGGGAGAAAUCUACCAUAAGCUUGAGAAGGAACACCAGAUCUCACCUGGAGACUUUCCCAGUGUCACCAAGAUGCAGGAGCUGCUGAAUGGCCAAGACUUUACCAAGUUUGCUUCGCUGAAGCCCAAGCUGCUGGAGGCAGUGGAGGACAUGCUCGCCAAUGACAUCGCCCGUCUCAUGGCCCUGGUGCGCCAGGAAGAGGCCACCAUGCCUAGCCAGUCUGUCAAGGGUGGAGCCUUUGAGGGAACCAUGAGUGGUCCCUUUGGUCAUGGCUACGGCGAGGGCGCCAGUGAAGGCAUUGAUGAGUUGGAAUGGGUAGUGGGUCGCGACAAACCUACAUAUGAUGAGAUCUUCUACACCCUCUCUCCCAUCAACGGCAAGGUGUCUGGUGCUGCAGCCAAGAAGGAGAUGCUGAAGUCCAAGUUGCCCAACACGGUGCUAGGAAAGAUCUGGAAGCUAGCAGAUGUGGAUAAAGAUGGCCUCCUCGACGAUGAGGAGUUUGCUCUCGCCAACCAUCUAAUCAAGGUGAAGCUGGAGGGCCAUGAGCUGCCAUCCUCGCUUCCUGAUCACCUGAUACCCCCGUCCAAACGUGGGACAGUCCUUCAGGCCUAGAGGAGGAGGGAGCAGCCUGGAGAUGAGCCACGUUGAUGCUAUGCGUCAUGUUUGGGACUCUCCAGGCAAAAGGUCCAACCACAAGCAUCGACAGCAUCAUCCCCCAUCAAGCUGUGAGUCUCCAGGCAUCUUCACGUGGCCUGAGGAGGUAUCGCUUUGAUUGUUUUCACCAGAGAGAGACUGGAGGGUUUCAUGGGGAGUGUGGGGAAAGGACAGGUCCAUCUGUGUUGGGGGAUAAAGUUCAGGUAUCUAUUGGAAAUAAAUAGGGGUGGGGAGUUGGCAAAUGAUGAAAAGACAUUACUACAUCGUGAACUGAUGGGUAGCUGGAGGUUGCAUGAUGGUUCUGAACUUGGAUUUGUACAUCUGUGUAAAAGAUGUCUUAUAAGCAUAUGGUCCAUAUUAUUUUAUGUUGAUCCAAAGAAAAGGUUUUUUUCAUUUGGAAGAGAGGAAACAAAUCAAAACCUUAAUUGUUUUAUCUAUAUUUUUGUAUUUCCUGACUGCUAACCUUGACUCUUUCCAAAUGCUUCCCUUUUUAUUAAUUUGCCAGAUAAAUAAAGAGGAAUAUGCAUCACUGAA